AUGUUACUGAUCCAAGCACUACGAACAUCAUGGAGGCCGCUUAGAAAUUUUAAUCAAGUUUUCCCUCGUCUUUGUUCAAAUUCCACGGACAUCCAGAAAUCAAAAGAAUGGCUACAAACAUUUGAUAGCUCGCAAAUUCCAAGACACUUGUUCACGAUUUCAUACAGCAGAUCGUCAGGGCCCGGUGGACAAAAAGUCAAUAAAACUUCCUCAAAAGCUACUGUUGCUCUAGAAGAAGGUGAAUGGUUGCGAAGUAGCACUUGUUACUGGAUACCGACCCCUGUACGGCAGCAACUUCGAGAGAAACCAAUUCGCUAUGAAACAAAAUCGCGCGGGCUUUUGAUCCAGUGUGAUACCACUCGGAGCAGGGACCAAAAUACUGAGGAAUGUUUUUCGAGGCUUUUGGAAGAAAUCAAGUCCAAAGUCUACUUCCCAGGUGAAGUCAAAGAAGAAGACAAGGCUAAAUGGGCCCAAUUGGAAGAAGACUUCAAAGAGCGGAAAAAGUUCAAUAAAAAGAAGCAAUCUGAUAAGAAACGCAACAGGGUUAAAAAGUUUGAUCUAUAA
Molecule: messenger RNA, 564 nt
Organism: Lodderomyces margitis
Lineage: Eukaryota; Fungi; Ascomycota; Pichiomycetes; Serinales; Debaryomycetaceae
Exons: 1
Coding region: 1-564 (187 amino acids)
Biological process (GO): mitochondrial translational termination
Cellular component (GO): mitochondrial large ribosomal subunit
Molecular function (GO): translation release factor activity
Source: RefSeq, a predicted model, not a curated record